Molecule: messenger RNA, 1146 nt
Organism: Glycine soja
Lineage: Eukaryota; Viridiplantae; Streptophyta; Magnoliopsida; Fabales; Fabaceae
Exons: 2
Coding region: 112-804 (230 amino acids)
Source: RefSeq, a predicted model, not a curated record
GUGAAACACCACACACACCACCUUUCUCCCAUUUGUACAUAAAGUGGCGUAAACCCCUUUGAACCGGUUCACCACGCAAAGUCCAAGAACUCGCCGAAGAAAAAUAAAAUAAUGAUCGACGGAGGAAGCACGUCGGUCGCCGUCGUGUACUCCGACGGCAGCCGCGAGAUCAACGUCGGCACCGUUGCGGUGGACCCCACGCUCAAUUUCAAGAGCCUCCUCACGCUCCUCAGCCAGCGGAUCGGGAUCUCGCCGCACCAGUUCUCCGUCUACCUCGCCGCCGUCGGUACCGACCGCAAGAUUCCGGUCACGGCGAAGCUCAAUCUCGCCACUGUGCGCCGCGACGGCGCCACUCACUACUUCUUCGUGAAGCGCUCCAAGCGCAACAAGAAGGCGAACGGAAACGGAAAGGACGCCGCAAAGAAGAAUCAUCAUCAUCCUCGGCCGGAGAAUGUCAUUCUCCUCCGCCGCGCCGCCGCCUCCGCUGUCAGAGAUCCGCCGCUUGUGCCGCCGAUUCUGAAUCCCGCGCAGUACGAGAGAAGGCUGAUGACUUUGCAGAUCGAGAGACAGUCUUAUCUGAUGAACAUGAAAGUCGGAGUCAACGGCGGCGCCGCUGAAAGAGAAUUUUCAAACACCUCCACCGCCGCCGUCACCGCCGCGUGCGACGGAUGUUCAAAGGCAAAAAUCACCGGAAUUAACGGCGGCUUUCACCUCUGCGUGCACGACGCAGUAACGGUAGGGUUCCGGUCACCGGCGGGACCGAUUACACGGCCGGCGAAGACCGCCGGCGAAGCCGGCCCUUGAAUUCUGGAGGCAGUUGUGUUUUGUUUCGUUUCUCUCUUCAAGAAAGAGAAAGAAUUGUGCAUAAGAAAAAAAAAAACAAGGAGGAAGGGUUAGUGAUCACGUGCGGAGGGGUAUACGAUAAGCGAAAGAGAGCUUAUUUUCACACUUUGGGGCGUGAAGCGGUGAAUGAAAUUUUAUCUAUUGGAAGCGUGUGAAGCAGUAAUGUUCAAGUGAUGUUUUUGAAGGGUCGCCCUCUCUUUCCGCACUUUAUGGGGGAGAUUGAUCAUUUUAACUUUUCAAGUCUCAACUUUAGACGUUGAUUUCAUUAUAAAUUAAAUUGAAAAUUUUAAUUACUGUCAAUGA